This is a messenger RNA of Ectocarpus siliculosus, 2496 nucleotides long. The record is from the annotation of a GenBank genome assembly. Lineage: Eukaryota; Phaeophyceae; Ectocarpales; Ectocarpaceae.
AUGGGAGACGAUGGAGGAAAGAAGGAUUCGGCCACGGCCAUCCUGGACCCGAGCAAGAAGCGCUCGCCCAACCGGAUGGUGGUGGACGAGGCAACCUCGGAUGACAACUCGGUCGUGGCGCUCUCAACGGCGAAGAUGGAAGAGCUGCAACUUUUCCGGGGGGACACGGUCCUCAUCAAGGGGAAGAAGAGCAGGGACACGGUCUGCAUCGUGCUGGCCGACGACUCCGUAGACGACUCGAGCAUCCGCAUGAACAAGGUUGUGCGGAAGAACCUGCGCGUGCGGCUGGGCGACCUGAUCACGGUCUCGGCCUGCGGAGACGUGCCGUACGGCAAGCGCGUGCACGUGCUUCCCGUAGAUGACACCAUCGAGGGUGUUACCGGAAACCUGUUCGACGUGUACCUGAAGCCGUACUUCCUAGAGGCCUACCGUCCCGUGAAGAAGGGUGACCUCUUCCUCGUGCGACAGGCGAUGCACCCGGUAGAGUUCAAGGUGGUGGAGUGCGACCCUGCCCCGUACUGCAUCGUGGCGCCCGACACGGUCAUCCACUGCGAGGGGGAGCCGAUCAAGCGCGAGGACGAGGAGAGGAUGGACGAUGUGGGAUACGACGACAUCGGGGGCUGCCGCAGGCAGAUGGCCCAGAUCCGUGAGAUGAUCGAGCUCCCGCUUCGCCACCCCACGCUCUUCAAGAACCUUGGCGUCAAGCCCCCCCGCGGUGUUCUCCUCUACGGCCCCCCCGGAUCGGGAAAGACGCUGAUCGCCAAGGCCGUCGCCAACGAGACAGUUCCUUUCCCGUCUUGCGCCGUUGCGGUUGGCGAUGUGGUGGUACGGACUGGUGGCGGAGCAGGCGCCUUCUUUUUCCUCAUCAACGGGCCGGAGAUCAUGUCCAAGAUGGCGGGAGAGUCGGAGUCCAACCUCCGCAAAGCCUUCGAAGAGGCGGAGAAGAACGCUCCGGCCAUCAUUUUCAUCGACGAGAUCGACUCGAUCGCGCCCAAGCGCGACAAGACGAACGGCGAGGUGGAGCGGCGCAUCGUGUCCCAGAUGCUGACCCUCAUGGACGGCCUCAAGGCCCGCGCAUCGGUGGUUGUGAUCGGGGCGACGAACCGGCCUAACUCUAUGGACCCCGCCCUCCGUCGGUUCGGACGCUUCGACCGCGAGAUCGACAUCGGUGUGCCGGACGAAAACGGUCGGUUGGAGAUCUUCCGCAUCCACACGCGGAACAUGAAGCUCGACGACGACGUGGACCCUGAGGCGAUCGCCCGGGAGACGCACGGGUUCGUGGGAGCCGACAUCGCCGCCCUGUGCACGGAGGCUGCCAUGCAGUGCAUCCGUGAGAAGAUGGACCUCAUCGACAUCGAGGAGGAGACGAUCGACGCCGAGGUUCUGGACGCGAUGGCCGUGAGCAUGGACCACUUCCGUUUCUCCCUCGGAGUGUCCAACCCUUCCUCGCUCAGGGAGACGGUGGUGGAGGUGCCGACGGUCACGUGGAACGACAUCGGAGGUCUUGCGGGCGUCAAGCGCGAGCUUCAGGAGCUGGUGCAGUACCCGGUGGAGCACCCCGAGAAGUUCGAGAAGUUCGGCAUGUCCCCCUCCAGAGGGGUGCUAUUCUACGGGCCCCCCGGGUGCGGGAAGACUCUCAUGGCGAAGGCCGUGGCCAACGAGUGCCAGGCCAACUUCAUCUCUGUCAAGGGGCCCGAGCUCUUGACGAUGUGGUUCGGAGAGUCGGAGGCGAACGUCCGCGACGUGUUCGAGAAGGCUAGGGCGGCGGCACCGUGCGUGCUCUUCUUCGACGAGCUCGACUCCAUCGCGGGGCAGAGGGGGGGAUCUAGCGGGGACGGGGGAGGAGCGGCGGACCGCGUGAUGAACCAGCUGCUGACGGAGAUGGACGGUGUGGGGUCGAAGAAGAACGUGUUCAUCAUCGGCGCUACCAACAGGCCCGACAUCAUCGACUCGGCCCUCAUGCGUCCCGGCCGUCUAGACCAGCUGAUCUACAUCCCCAUGCCGGACCAUGACAGCCGGCUGUCCAUCCUCAGGGCGGUGCUGCGCAAGACGCCCAUCAGCAAGGAGGUUGACCUGGAGUACCUGUCCUCCCAGAUGGAGAAGUUCACCGGCGCAGAUCUUACCGAGAUUUGCCAGCGCGCGGCAAAGAUCGCCAUCAGGGAGAACAUCAUGAAGGACAUGGAGCGCGAGCGCCUCCGGGGUGAGGCCGGGGACGCGAUGGAAGACGUGGAGGAGGAGGACACCGUUCCCGAGAUCCUUCCCCGCCAUUUCGAGGACGCCGUCCGCAACGCACGCCGCUCGGUGUCAGACAGGGACCUGGCGCAAUACUCGAGCUUCGCCCAAAACCUGCAGCAGGCGCGGUCGCAGAUCACGGGGCCGGGAGGAGGAAGCCUGGCGGCGUUCUCGUUCCCGGACCGGAAUGCGGCGGGCGGGGCUGUGGGAGGGGCGGGGGGUGCGGCGGCGGCGGACGACGAGGAGGAGGACCUUUACAGCUAA